Scaptodrosophila lebanonensis is the source of this 1490-nucleotide messenger RNA. It is a transcript of the gene FMRFa, whose product is annotated as FMRFamide-related peptides. Gene Ontology annotation, biological process: neuropeptide signaling pathway. The record is from RefSeq and is a predicted model, not a curated record. Bases 149 to 1225 code for a protein of 358 amino acids. Lineage: Eukaryota; Metazoa; Arthropoda; Insecta; Diptera; Drosophilidae. The transcript is spliced from 2 exons.
UUCACGGGCAACAAGUGUCGACAAUUCCUUGGGAAUCCGAAAAAGGUAAAGGAAUUGUUCAAACAUUUUAAAUAGUGCAUCGCAAUGUGUUUUUGAAACUUGUUCACAUAUUUUUGAAUUUUUGUUAACGGAAAAAGAUCACGUUAAAAUGGGCAUAGCUUUGAUGUUUCUGUUGGCCCUGUAUCAGAUGCAGGCCGCCAUCCAUAGCGAGAUCAUUGAGUCCCCCCAGUAUAAUCUGAAUGCGCUUAGCGAUGACAUUGGCAUCGAAUCGAAAAUCCCGAAUACUGAACCACUGGAUGCCCUGCUGAUUGAGAGGCCCGAGCAAACGGAGCUGGAAUUUAGAUAUCCCAUAUCAGCGAUUGGCGUGGAUUAUGCGAAAAACUCGCUGAUGUUGCGCUUCCAAAAAUAUCCGCCAAAGCUGCACUACAAAUACGAUCCCGAUUGGGAUGUGAAGCGCAAGUCGCUGCAGGAUAAUUUCAUGCACUUUGGCAAGCGCCAGGCUGAGGAAAUCUCCAAGGACAUCAAUCGGCAGUACUUUGAGGAUCCGUCCGCAGCCCGCUUUCAACGGAGUUUGGUAGGAAGUCGUGACUCGCGCGGCGAUAAUUUCAUGCGCUUCGGACGUCGCAGUCCCCAAGACGACUUUAUGCGUUUUGGUCGCUCCCAGUCGCAGGCACAGGACCACAGAAACUUUCUUCGCUUCGGCAGACCUGACAACUUUAUGCGCUUCGGUCGUUCACAACAGGAUCAGUCGCAAGCUGCCCGAAACUUUUUGCGAUUUGGCCGACCCGACAAUUUUAUGCGUUUUGGUCGCUCGCCUCAACAACAAAGUCAGAUCGAUAGGAAUUUCUUGCGCUUUGGUCGUCCCGACAACUUUAUGCGCUUCGGACGUGCACCGCCUCCUCAAUUGGACUCGAACUUCAUGCGCUUUGGCAAGAGUGUUGACAGCAGUGUCCAUACGGGGUCGAAUCAAACGAAGCCGCAGCUGCAAAAGAACGAAAUUAAGGCGGCUGUGAAGUUGUUGAAUCAGAGUGGGACGGGUAGAGAGGAGACCAAUCCCGUAGAUAAGGCCAUUACGAUGCUUUUCAGUAAGCAACAACAGCAGAGAGAGGUUCAGGAACAGCCAGAGGAUCCGACGAAGAGCAGUGAGCAGGAAUCGACAGAUCUCGGCAAUGGCAACAAUUUGGAUGGCGUCGACAGUGUGGAACAGUAUUAUGGGUAUCCGUAGGCCUGCAAUUGUGCAGACUAGGGCUUCAUGUAAAUACAAAACAAUGCUAUAUGAUAAAUGAAUGAAAUGAAGGAAAUACGUAUAAAGAAAAACUGCUCUCUUGUAUGACCCACACUAUGUAUACAAAUGUGUGGAUUUUUAAUGGGGCUGGAUUAAAAAUUCACACUCUUUAAAAUCAAAUAAUUAAAAUAAUGCCUAAGGACAUACGUACACACACAUACUAACUAUUGUAUUAAUUUAGUUAAAUCAAAGGAAAAUACCAAAG